AUUGCUCCGCCACAAUAAUUUCAGCGGGCCCAUCCCACCACACCUGGCUGGCACUGCCCAACCUCGUUAACCUUGCGCUAUCCUACAAUCUGUUCACAGGAGCCAUUCCCAACACCUUCACUCGCCUCACUGGCAUCACUUCUCUAGACAUUUCUACCAACAAUCUCAGUUCAGGCCUUGAAGUGGUGACUCAGAUGUCAUCGCUCCAUAACCUAUUUAUCAAUACCAACAACUUCUCUGGUGUGCUUCCAGCGUCCUUAACAGCAAUAAGUGGCAUCUCAGUAAUGAAUAUUGGAGGCAAUCAUUUCACUGGAACCUUCCCAGAAUUUAUUAUGUUCCAGGAGAGCCUCGUAUUUCUAAACCUCAAUAACAACAAUUUCCAUGGAACUAUCCCAUCCGGCCUUCUUCAGCUACCCUAUUUGUACUCGCUGCAAGCAUCUAACAAUUUCCUUUCUGGAAAUCUCCCAGGGGCUCUCAGUAUCAGCCCAUUUCUUUUAACGUUAAACCUGGGAGGAAAUGAGUUCAACGGCUCCUUACCAGAGUUCUCACGCUGGAACCUCAGCUGUGUGCAGUUAGAUUUCAGCAGCAACAACUUCACAGGGUCGAUUCCCGGCUCCAUCUCCACCCUCACCACCAUCCAGGGGAUUAUUCUCAAAAACAACCAACUGACAGGCACCAUCCCCUCUGCCAUCUUCACCAUGACGAAUCUGAAAUACCUCUACUUGGCCAACAACCAUCUGAGUGGCAGUCUGCCAGCUGCCAUCAGCCAACUGAAGAAGCUUGAACAGAUCUGGUUGGACAACAACAAGAUCGAAGGCCCUCUGCCAACUGCCCUAUGCUCGCUGCCCUGGCUGUGGCGCUUCAUGAUGAGCAACAACUACCUCUAUGGACGACUGCCAGACUGCCUCUUUGACAAGUGUAUCAACCAAAUUGAUGUGAGCGGCAACAGCCUGUACGGGCGCAUCAACCACGAUUUCAAGAACAUGGAGGCGGAUCGAAGGGCGCUCAUCAACUUUAAGAACAACUUCUUCUUUGGAGAUGCCGUGCUCUUUGCUGGCGGCUGCAAGGUCUGCCCGACGGAGGUCAGCAAGCCCAACAAACUGGACAUCAAAGACACCUUUAGUUACCAACCGUUUGGUGUCAAGUGCAUCAACGCUAUACCCUCUGACCUGCCAGAUAGCUCCGUGGCCGGGCCAGGCAGGGCGGUGAGGGUGAGUCUGUCGGGCAACUGCCUGACCCUCAGUGCAAACGCGGAGUGCUCCUCCAACGCCACCCAGCGCAGCAUGGCAGCCUGCCAGGCGUUCUGCAGCAUCACUGACAACGGCCCGUGUGACGGCCAUGGGGCGUGUGUGCCGCCUGCCCCCGCAUUCCCCACCAACUUCACGUGCCUCUGUGAUGCCGGGUACACCGCUCUCGACUCGGGCAACGGCUCCACAUGCGCCAUCGUCAACUCCACCACCACCACCACCACUGUGUCCUCUCUGUCCACGGGCGCCAUAGUAGGCAUUGCUGUGGGCUGCUUUGCUGGCUUCACUAUGCUGGCUGCUGUGGUCGCAUUGCUGAUGUGGCCCCGCGGACCAAAGAAGUGGGAGGGUUUGGAUGUGUGUGGGCAGUUCUCGCUGCAGCAGAUGCUGACUGCCACCAACAACUGGUCGGAGGACAAUGUGCUGGGCAAGGGUGGCUUUGGCAUUGUCUACAAAGGCCGCUCGCCACAGGGCCAGCUGUGGGCCAUCAAGCGCUCCACCAUCAUGACCAACGACUUUGAAACGGAGGUGCGCGCCAUGGCCUCUCUCCACCACUCGCAUCUCGUGCGCCUGCUGGGCUUCUGCCUGGACCAGAACGUGGAGACGGGCAAGCAGGAGCAGAUCCUGGUGUACGAGUUGAUAGCCAACAGGGACCUCGAGUACCAUAUCCAUGCGACCAAGCGUCCGCUCUCGCUGCGCCAGAGGUUGCGCCUAGCACAAGGAGCAGCAGAGGGCCUGGCAUACCUGCAUGGGUUUGAGACCCCCAUUGUUCACCGCGACAUCAAGCCAGCCAACAUCCUUGUGACGGCCGACAUGCAAGCCAAGGUGGCUGACUUUGGGCUGCUUAAGAGACUCACUCACGGCGAUGCUGAUGCCACGCGAGUGGCCGGCACUCCGGGCUAUGUGGACCCGGAUUACAACCGCACCAACGUCAUCACUGCCAAGAGUGACGUGUUCAGCUUUGGAAUCGUUCUUCUUGAGCUGUUGAGUGGAAAGCCGCCCAAAGUCGACGGGAAAACGCACCUAAGAAAAUGGGCAAUGAAGAUGGUGGAGGAGUAUGAGGUGGAUGAGCUUAAGGACAGUAAGAUGCCAGCAGCAAGCGAGGAGGCCAUAGUGGACUUUGCAGACCUGGCUCUGGACUGCAUCAAGUCUCCAGGCACACGGCGACCCACUAUGAAGGAUGUGGCAUACCGCCUCAGUGCCCUGAUUGACAAGCACUGUCCCGACAAGGAGGAAGAGUGGGAGAUUGUCGCGGAAGAAGAGAGUGCAAGCAACGGGGCUAUGUCUUCAAGGGAUACUUCUGUUGUGUCGUUGGGAAACGGUGGGAGGGAGGCUGAGAGGAGCCGUGCUGCCUUAUCGCCUGCCAGCACGAUGCAGCCACCUCCCUCAGACACCUCCCAUCCUACAGUCACCAAGCCUCUCGCCAGCGGCACGAGAAUUGCCUCUGGGUGCAGGGUCGUGGUGACCUCCACCUCCACGUCUCUCAUCAGCCAGGAGUCACAGGGUAGUCUCGUGUUCUGA
Molecule: messenger RNA, 2765 nt
Organism: Closterium sp. Naga37s-1
Lineage: Eukaryota; Viridiplantae; Streptophyta; Zygnematophyceae; Desmidiales; Closteriaceae
Source: the annotation of a GenBank genome assembly